This is a messenger RNA of Camellia sinensis, 1247 nucleotides long. Its product is annotated as Ribosomal protein S5 family protein. Gene Ontology annotation, biological process: translation. Gene Ontology annotation, molecular function: RNA binding; structural constituent of ribosome. Gene Ontology annotation, cellular component: mitochondrial small ribosomal subunit; ribosome. Lineage: Eukaryota; Viridiplantae; Streptophyta; Magnoliopsida; Ericales; Theaceae. The record is from RefSeq and is a predicted model, not a curated record.
CUAGACGAUACCGCGCUCCGUCCAAUCUCCCAAACACCUUCGGGGGAUAAGUCUACCCUCCAACACUUCACUGAUUAUAUCUCCUUCUCUUCUUCACCACCAUGGCUGCUUCUGCAACUUCUCUCUCAACUCUCUCUUCUCUCUCUAUCCCCAAAUCUUGUUUCUCUCUCUUCAACCCAUCGCUUUCUCUCUUAACAACCCUCCAUUCCUCCACCCCUAAAUCCCCCUACCCUUCGCUCUCCCUCCCCUCAAAACCAACCAAAUUCACCCCCCUCCAAGCCUCCCCUUCAGGCGAAAUCGAAACAACCUUCUUCGACAACUUCAACCCAGAAGACGACAUCACAUUCGACCCACCAGAAGCCCCAGAAGGGUUCGUCCCACCUCCCUCCUUCGACGAAGACCCACUAGAGCCCGAAGACCAAAUCGCCGCAGCAUAUGAAGAACUCUACGGCCCCGCAUACAGUGGAGUGAGUGUAUUGGGCAAAGACGUGUACGUGAUGGAUUCGAAGGUGAAGAAAUUAACUGGGUUGGGAAAGGCUAAGAAAGAGAAAGUGAGAGAUGGGUUUGAUGAGAGAGUUGUUCAGGUGAGAAGGGUCACAAAGGUUGUGAAAGGAGGGAAGCAAUUGCAUUUCAGGGCUGUUGUUGUUGUGGGUGAUAAGCAAGGGCGUGUUGGUGUUGGUGUUGGCAAGGCUAAAGAGGUUAUUGCUGCGGUUCAGAAAUCGGCUACGAAUGCUCGCCGGAAUAUCAUCACCGUGCCGAUGACAAAGUACUCGACGUUUCCUCACAGAUCGGAGGGUGAUUAUGGGGCAGCAAAGGUGAUGCUUAGACCUGCUUCUCCUGGUACUGGAGUGAUUGCUGGAGGUUCUGUAAGGAUUGUGCUAGAAAUGGCAGGCGUUGAGAAUGCACUGGGGAAACAACUUGGAAGCGACAAUGCACUUAACAAUGCAAGAGCCACUGUUGUUGCAGUGCUGAAAAUGAGGCAAUUUAGUGAAGUUGCUGCGGAGCGUGGGAUCCCAAUGGAAGAACUCUGGAAGUGAUGGAACAAACAAGUGCGUAUUUUUGUUUUUAAAUUUUGUACAACCAAUGCUAGCUAUUUGUCUUAGCAAGGGAAUCGAAUUGUUGUUCUUAUUCUCACUCCCACACUUUCUCACCUUUGUUAUUUUGAGAAAUGAUAAUUUUCUUUAUUCGAUUCAAGGUUGGUAUUCUCAAAUUUGACAAAAUGGUUUCCAUUGAAUUUAUUUUAUUCA